Messenger RNA from Lasiodiplodia theobromae, 2172 nucleotides. Its product is annotated as Tryptophan synthase. Gene Ontology annotation, molecular function: tryptophan synthase activity. Gene Ontology annotation, biological process: L-tryptophan biosynthetic process. The transcript is spliced from 6 exons. The coding region runs from base 1 to 2172 and encodes 723 amino acids. Lineage: Eukaryota; Fungi; Ascomycota; Dothideomycetes; Botryosphaeriales; Botryosphaeriaceae. The record is from RefSeq and is a predicted model, not a curated record. Gene Ontology annotation, cellular component: cytoplasm.
AUGGCCGACCACAUCCGCAAGACUUUCCAACAAUGCAAGAAGGAGAAGAGGUCCGCUCUUGUCACCUAUGUGACUGCUGGUUACCCCACGCCGCAGGAGACUCCUGAUGUCCUGCUGGCUAUGGAGGCUGGUGGUGCUGAUGUGAUUGAACUCGGCAUGCCCUUCACCGACCCUAUCGCCGAUGGCCCUACUAUCCAGAAGGCCAACACCGUUGCUCUUAAGCAUGGAGUCAAUACCACGCAGGUUCUCCAGAUGGUCCGGGAUGCUAGGGCUCGCGGUCUGCGUGCCCCCGUCAUGCUCAUGGGCUACUACAACCCGCUUCUCAGCUAUGGCGAGGAGAGGAUGCUUCAGGAUGCGAAGGAGGCUGGCGUGAACGGCUUCAUCAUUGUUGAUCUUCCCCCCGAGGAAGCCGUUCGCUUCCGCAACUUCUGCUCCAGCUACGGCCUCUCCUACAUUCCUCUCAUCGCUCCCGCCACCUCGGACGCCCGCAUGCGCGUGCUGUGCAAGAUCGCCGAUUCUUUCAUCUAUGUCGUCUCUCGCAUGGGCGUCACUGGCGCUACGGGCACCUUGAACGCUGCUCUCCCCGAACUCCUGGCCCGCGUCCACAAAUACUCUGGAAACGUUCCUGCCGCCGUCGGUUUUGGCGUCAGCACAAGGGAUCACUUCGAGAGCGUCGGAAAGCUCUCCGAGGGUGUUGUCAUUGGUUCCCAAAUCGUCAACGUCCUGGCCGCUGCUGCUCCCGGAGAGGGCGCAAAGAAGGUCCAAGAAUACUGCAGCUCUAUCACCGGUCGCUCGCCCGGUCAGAAUGGCACUACUCGUGAGGUUGGCAUUGUUGAGGCUCUUGGUGAGGCAAGGGAGCCGGAAGGUGUCCAGGUCGACAAGGUUAUCAAGGACAGUGAUGUCCCUGACGGACCUGGUCUUGCUGACCAGAUCGAGGCUCUCAACGUCGAGGCUGCCUCGAACCCCGAUGCACUGCCGGCAAGAUUCGGCGAAUUCGGUGGCCAGUACGUACCCGAAUCGCUCAUGGAUUGCCUUUCGGAAUUGGAGAGGGGCUUCAACCAGGCAAAGAACGACCCGAAGUUCUGGGAAGAAUAUAGGUCCUACUACGACUACAUGGGCCGUCCAGGCCACCUCCAUUUGGCCGAGCGCUUGACCGAACAUGCUGGAGGCGCCAACAUCUGGCUAAAGCGAGAGGAUCUCAAUCAUACCGGAAGCCACAAGAUCAACAACGCACUCGGCCAGAUCCUGGUAGCCCGCAGACUGGGUAAGACUGAGAUUAUUGCUGAGACUGGUGCCGGCCAGCACGGUGUUGCCACCGCGACUGUCUGCGCCAAGUUUGGCAUGAAGUGUACCAUCUACAUGGGAGCCGAGGAUGUCAGGCGUCAAGCCCUGAAUGUCUUCCGUAUCAAGCUCCUUGGUGCUUCGGUUGUUGCCGUUGAGGCCGGUUCGAGAACUCUUCGGGAUGCCGUCAACGAAGCUCUGCGCGCCUGGGUGGUCAACCUCUCUUCCACGCAUUACAUCAUUGGCUCUGCCAUUGGUCCUCACCCCUUCCCUACCAUCGUCCGUACGUUCCAGUCUGUGAUCGGCAACGAGACUAAGGAACAGAUGCUUGAGAAGCGCGGUAAGCUCCCCGAUGCGGUUGUUGCCUGUGUCGGUGGUGGCAGCAAUGCCGUCGGCAUGUUCUACCCCUUCGCCAACGACCCCAGUGUUAAGCUUUUGGGUGUUGAGGCUGGCGGAGAUGGUGUGGAUACUGCGAGGCACAGUGCCACCCUGACCGGUGGUACGAAGGGUGUCCUGCAUGGUGUCCGCACGUACAUUCUGCAGGAUGAGCACGGUCAGAUCAACGAAACUCACUCCGUGUCCGCGGGUCUCGACUACCCUGGUGUUGGACCCGAGCUUUCGUCUUGGAAGGACUCCGAGAGAGCCAAGUUCAUCGCGGCUACGGAUGCCGAGGCCUUCAUUGGCUUCCGCCUCAUUUCGCAGCUCGAGGGUAUCAUCCCUGCUUUGGAGAGCGCACACGCUAUCUACGGAGCCAUCGAGCUGGCCAAGACUAUGGAGAAGGACCAGGAUAUCGUUAUCUGCCUUAGCGGCCGUGGCGACAAGGACGUUCAGAGCGUCGCCGAGGAGCUGCCCAAGCUCGGCCCCCAGAUUGGCUGGGAUUUGAGAUUCUAA